GAUAACUUUACAACAAUUUAAAUCGCAGAGUAUGGGUUUGCGUGUGUGUUGGGUGAGUGUGCGUGUGUAUCUGUGUGAACUAUUGAAUAUUACCCAAACGAGAAGUUGCAUUUACAACACUCAGAAAAAAACGCAGCCAACAAAAACAUUUGUGUGUAUAUAUUUAUAAAGCUUAUAUCUGCUCGAUAGAUCAUGAAACAUUAUCUACAGCUGUUGCUACAUCACACGCGCACACACUCAUCCACCCACUCUCAAACAUGAAGUCAUAACUCAAAAAUGCGAUUUUGAAAUGCACACAUGCUGAGAUAAAGCUAAAAUUUUGACAGUUUUACAGAAAAGCCAGAAGCUUAAGUCGAAAAUAUCUGUGCUGAUAUUUCGGCUAUGAGACACUGUUAGAAAAUGAGCAAAAUGCAAAAUGCUAAAGGUUGAGCCUAUGUAGAACAUUUGUAAGGGGUCUGCGCCGUGUGCAGGCCACGCCCAUGUGGGCGUAGAUGGAACCCGCCGGCGGGUUAGAAACGAAAAUAAAUGGCAAAAUUGGGAGGUCACGCAAAAAUCAACUUUAAGCCGACGUGCAGGCAGUGGAGGCAAGGAGAUCGAGUGGAAUACAAUUAAAUUACAAGCAUAAUAUUAUCAAUGUAAAAUCGUAUGUAAAAAACAAGGCAGAAAUCCAUAAAAAAAUUGACAACAAACAAACAACAAAAAAUAAACCAAAAAAAAUACAGAAACUACGAAAUAAAUACAUUUACAUAGAUGUUGCAAAAACCAAGAGAUUCGAAGCUCCUCCCAUGGAUUCCCGUAACCCUCUCUGUAGAUUUGCGUAUCCUGUCAGUGAGCUAGCACUUCCGGAUCAGCGACCCCAUGUUUCUGGACGCCAUCUUCUUUAUACCGACACUGUUCACUUACCUGCUUAUCGGACUGCUCAUCGUCAUCCUGUGCUUCGUGGUGGUCUAUAUCAGCCACAAGAUCUAUGUCUCCGUCUACGACAACCUGCCUCUGGCCGCCUUGCCCGGCAACUCCCGACAACAGUUCCUGGGACUGCGUCACUCCAAUCAUGCGAUGACCAUACGGGAAUACCUGGACAGCUCGCUCCGCAGUCCACGGUCCAAUCAGCCGAGCCUACGCUCAGUUUGGAUUCAGAACCGGUCACAGAUCCUGGAGACCUCUUCGGUGCUGCGUAUAGUGCUCUCCCUGGAGCCCUGUUAUCUGGUCAGCGCCGAGUUCGAUGUGAGUUCCAGCCGGAAGGCCAUCAGUUUCUUGUGCAACUGCCGGGAUCAGCCCGUGUGUGCUGCCUCCGAACCGAGGCCUUCUGGAUCCUUGCACAUAGUGCGGUUCUAUGACCACCUCUCCAAGAUCCCGCGCCUCAAAGUCAUGCUCAAGUGCAACCAAAGGCGGCCGGACCCGAGGCCGGACAGUCGUAUCCAGUUGACCCUCGACGACGUGAUCCAGGAGGCCAGAGAUAACCAGGAUGCCAGGUGCACGGAUAACGCCGCCGCCUGCCGACCUGGUUCCUCAAGACGGAACUCCCGGAUACCGGAUUAAAGGGACUAAAGGGUGUGGCAAUUGGAUAGGGAGUAUAUGUCGUCUGUUCUGGGCAGCUUGGUUGCGGUAUAACUUGUUUUAUUAAAUUGUAUACAAAGAUCAAUGAGCUGGAGGCUCCAGGGUCGACGGCUGGUUCAGUGGGUCGGGCACUGCGCUCACGCUAGUUUAUGAUAAUCGCGUGACAACGAAGGUGAAAGCCAGCGGAACAGGGGCGUACACAUGUGUGUUCUAGUAGGGGUGUUAAUUAAGCUUCCUUUUUUUUUGGGUAAAUACAUAUACCAGCUAAUCGCUCUAGGAAAUUUAAAUUCUCAGCCCUAUUUUCCCAUUAAUGAAUUCAAUAACAAUUUUGAUUUUCCAUUCGCUCUGCAUGAACUGAAUUCCGCAUUUAAUGACCUCUUCAAGAAAACAAAAACAUACUUAGAAUUCUUUCAACGCUGAACAAAUCAAAAGUUUACAGCUCGUUAGGUAAUUUUCCACAUACACAAGUUUGUCACGUUACAGUAAAAUGUUUGGUGUUUAAUAUAAAAAAAAGGUUGAGUCGAGAGUCUUCACUUCGAAACCAAAAAUAUAUUUACAAGACUAUAAUAUAAGGUGAUAUAAGCUGCAAGUUUGAUUUCUAACAAUUGGAUUUCCCUACUCCCAUGGCACGCUCGCAACCUUAACUUGUGGGGUCCGCGUUCUUCGGGGCUUAUCAUUGUGACUGUGGAAUUCGUUAUCAGUAGAUAAAAAGCUUUCCAGGCCGCGUCGAUAGCCUGGCUAUCAUGCCUAAUUGCCGAAAUCACUACCCCCAACCAGAUCUCGCCACCUCCACGAGACGAGGGACCCCAAGCAUUUGUUUGACGCCAUUUCAUUCUUUAUUGACGCGGCCAAUUAAGAAGGCAGCGUUGUUGAUUUGAUUGCGAGGCGAAUAUGAAUGCGACUGGAAUUCCUCCAUGAGUUAUAAAUAAAGCUGGGGUCCGAAAAGUUGCCAGAUGUAAAGAGCGGCUCUCAGCGGGAGCGGGAACUCCAAGAAGUGGAGGCGCUUUUCUAAUCUUGGCCCAAGUUGCAGACUCUAUUGCACAAGGCGCUUAUCAAAACCAAGCCAAAAACAAAAACUCAAAACUGGACGCACAACAUAUAGCAAGAUCUACAGCGGCAACGGUCUGGCAACGAAGCGUAUACGUAAUGCCAAGC
Messenger RNA from Drosophila simulans, 2712 nucleotides. RefSeq lists its product as uncharacterized. The record is from RefSeq and is a predicted model, not a curated record. NCBI's taxonomy places the organism in Eukaryota, Metazoa, Arthropoda, Insecta, Diptera, Drosophilidae. The transcript has 2 exons. Bases 859 to 1539 code for a protein of 226 amino acids.